AAGACAAGUAUGAAGAAUAUUUUUCUCCUUUUAUGUUUAUUAUAUAUAUACGAAAACGUUCUGGCAAUUAUGACCGAAAAACAAAUUGAGGCUACCAAAAAAUUAAUUAGAAAUACUUGCAUAAAUAAGCAGGGAGUAGCUCCUGAAAAAGUAGAUGGGAUGUAUAAGGGAGAGUUCGACUUUUCAGAUAAAAAUUCAAUGUGUUAUAUGCAUUGUGUUUUGAAAACCUAUAAAUUGAUAAAAAAAGACAACACAUUUGACUGGGAAGAAGGUAUAAAUGUUAUGCAGACUAUCGCUCCUCCUAAUAUUGCUACACCCGUUAUUGAAAGUAUUAAAAACUGUAAAAAUGCAGUUAAGACGGACAAUAAAUGUACAGCUGCUCUUGAAAUCGCCAAGUGUUUAUAUGAUGACGAUCCUGAACAUUAUAUCUUACCCUGAACGAACACCAGCUGUUGAGGAUCUUCACAAUACGAUGUCACGUGUAUUUUGUGUAAUUUUAGCAUAUAUGAAUAUCUCAAAACAAAUUAUUGUGUGUUGGGUUAAUUAUAUUAAAUGGUAAAAUUUAUAACUUUUUAUUCACAACGUCAAUUGAUAUUAGUUGAAAAUUAUUUUCUUUAAAUGUAUACUGGUAAAGUAACAUUACUAUUUAGUAACUCGGUUAAUACUAGCUUUUUUAGAAGCACGAUUUGAAAAAAUCAAUUUUUUUAAAUAUCUAAAGCUAGACCCUUAAGAAUAUGUCCUUGAACUGAUUUUUAAAAAUUCAGACACUUUUUCAUCUUUUCUCCUAUAUGAGAUCUUAGUUUCUUUUAUCCUAUCCUUUUAUCCCAUCACAAUACACAAUACAACCACAAUAUGUGGCAAUCUUCAGUAGAUUUGAAUGAGAGCUGAAGCAUGUCUAAAUAGUACACAUUUGUCAACCUUUCUCUUCUAUUUUUCCACCGCUUUAUUUUUAAUAGGAAAUAUGCAAUACGUAACAAUCAUUAAAAAGGUAUGGAGUAUCAUCCCUUAAAAAUGAAACGUAACUUCUAUAGUCUGCUAAUAUGUAAUUUCUUCUGUCACAUAAAAAGUAAAUUGAAGCAAUUUUUAAAAAAACAAUAAGAUUAUUAAUGGUGGUAUGACAAAAAUUACCUGAAAAGUAAGAAGAAUAAAACAUUUUGAAUUAAUGAAUUAGACGUUCAAAUGGUAGAUUUUCAUACAAAUUGUAGAAUCAUUUUUUGAAAGUUGCUACGUCCACUGUUUCAGUCCUAAUUCUAUUUUUAUAGUUAUUUUUUUAUUAACUAAGAUGAAAACCAUAGAUGUUUCAAUUUCAAGAUGUCUGACACUUUUAAGUUAUAGCUUGCAAAAGCAUUGAAAAAAAUCGUUGACGAUCAUUAUGUCUAAAUAUAAGAUAAAACACUUUAUCAAAGAAUAGUUUUUAAUCAUAUAUUUUCCAUUUCGCUCAAUGACCUUUUGGCAUCUUUCUUUGAGCUUCAUGAUUUUACGCUCAUAAAAUUUCUGGUCCUUAUAAGCAAAAUACUGAACCAGAUACGAUUGAAGGUCUUCAUUUGUGAAAGUUUAAUCAUUCAAAGAAUUCUGCAAAUUUCGAAAUAAUUGGUAAUCAGAUGGUGCCAGAUCAGGGCUGUUGUUGCCAAAGAUAUGGGAGGCCUUGUUUCCUCCAGUAUCAUUAAUUGUUGAUAGUAAACAUCAGAAUUGGUCGGUUGGUUCCUUAGAAGCAGCUCAGAAAACACAACACAUUUUUAAUUCCACCAAACUGACAGCUUAAGCUUUUUUUGUUGUUUUUCAUCUUUUGAUGUAGUUUGUGCUGGUUCAUCGUGAUUUCCCCAUGAUCGUUUUCGAACUAUGUUACUGUACAGGACCGAUUUUUCAUCACCAGUGAUGAUUCUUCUCAAGAAAGGGUCGGUUUCUCUUUGUUUAAGGUGCAUAACACAAAUGUUGAUUAUUUGGGUUAAACGAAUUUCUUUCAGUUCGUGAGGUACCAAAUAUCAAGUUUCUUAACUAGCCCAAGACAUUUUAAGUUAAUUUCAAAUGUUUUGUGCGAUACAUGUAUCACUUUCGCAACCUUUCGAAUAGUUAUCAUCAACUUCAGUAGGCCGACCAGAACGCUGCUCAUUUUUGAGGGAAAAAUGUCCAGAACCGAAUUUUUCACAUCAAUUUUGACACUGCGUUAAGUAAUCAGCACCAUAAACUUCCCAUAUUUCUUUGAGAGCCGCAGCAACUUUAUUUCCUUUACGAAAAUAAAAAAGUGAGAGAUGCCGAAAAUGUUCAUUUCUGCACUCUGUUUGAAAUUAACUCACAACUAAUAGCUUUAAUAAAAAUCACGCUCUAUUUAUUUCUUAAGUUACGUCAAUGUGACCAGUAUCACGUGGCAAAAGGCAAAGUACACUAGCAUAAAUUAUUCGAAAAAUAAAGUAAAGCUCUCUAUCAGUAAAAAGCGAAGCCUUUAUAAUGAUGUGCCACACAUUGUAUAUUUAAAUAUAAUCAGAGAACUAAAAGGGGGAUGAUAAUGACAUUUAAGGUCUAGAAAUUUGAAAAAAUCGAUUUUUUUUAUACAUGAUCCUAAUGGAGACCCCGCAUCAUAGUUAAUUGACUCCAAGAGUUCUUUAGACACUUGAAGUUGCAUUAACAUAUCAAAUUACGUACUUUUUUUUAUAUCGAUUUGAUUGUAACGACCAUACAUAUAAUUAUUUAUAGCCUUUUGUACAAUAGGAUUUUAGUAUUUAAAAGCGUUCGGUAAACAGAUACGAGGUUUUUAAUAGUCUGGCAUUCGUCGAGUAUGGUCGUCGGAUUAUUGAAACCAGUGUUAACUAAUUAUUUUAUUUUAUUGUUUAAUAAAUAGUUUAUUCCAACGUA
This is a messenger RNA of Diorhabda carinulata, 2850 nucleotides long. RefSeq lists its product as uncharacterized. The record is from RefSeq and is a predicted model, not a curated record. Bases 10 to 438 code for a protein of 142 amino acids. Lineage: Eukaryota; Metazoa; Arthropoda; Insecta; Coleoptera; Chrysomelidae. The transcript is spliced from 6 exons. Gene Ontology annotation, molecular function: odorant binding.